CCAUCUUUCUCUCUUUCCCUUUUCCACCCCUCACACAUUUAAAUCAUGGGCUUCCUCUCUUCCGUCCCUUCUGACGAGCGCGCCAGUGCCCACAGCGUCGGCCACGAGCAGUAUGUCUCUACCACCGUCUAUGGCUCUGCCCUCUCGUCAUGCGAGCUGCCCCGCUACGAACUCGCAGAGGACGAGAUGCCAGCCCGCACCGCUGCUCGCUUCGUUCACGACGAGCUCUUGAUGGACGGCAGCCCGGCUCUUAACCUUGCCAGUUUCGUCACGACCUACAUGGAGGAUGAGGCGGAGAAGCUCAUGCUCGAGAACCUCUCCAAGAACUUCAUUGAUGUCGAGGAGUACCCCGCCCUCGGCGAGAUCGAGACCCGUUGCGUCAACAUGAUUGCCCGGCUCUUCAAUGCUCCCCUCGACACUCCCGAAUCGGAGGCCCUCGGCGUAUCCACCAUUGGCUCCUCAGAGGCCAUCAUCCUCUCCGUCCUCGCCGCAAAACGGCGCUGGCAAAACAAGCGCAAGGCCGAGGGUAAGCCCUGGGACAAGCCUAACAUCGUCAUGAACUCCGCCGUCCAGGUCUGUUGGGAAAAGGCAGCGAGGUAUCUCGAAGUCGAGGAACGUUACUGGUACUGCACCUCCGAGCGCUACGUCAUCGACCCUAAGCCUGCCGUCGACCUCGUUGACGAGAACACCAUCAUGGUCUGUGCUAUCCUCGGAUCGACGUACACCGGAGAGUACGAGGACGUUCAGACUCUCAACGAUCUACUGGAGGCCAAGAAUAAGGCGGAUGGACUGGACGUUCAUAUUCACGUCGAUGCGGCCUCCGGUGGCUUUGUGGCGCCGUUCGUGAACCCUCAGCUCCUUUGGGACUUCAGGGUUCCUCUCGUCUGCUCUAUCAACGUUUCGGGCCAUAAAUACGGUCUCGCCUACGCCGGCGUCGGCUGGGCCCUCUGGCGCUCCAAAGCCUUCCUCCCAGACGAGAUCCUCUUCACCGUAAACUACCUCGGCUCCCCCCAAGUCUCCUUCACUCUCAACUUCUCGAAAUCGGCCGUGCAGGUCAUCGGGCAGUACUACCAACUCCUCAGGCUCGGCAAAUCCGGAUACAGGGCGAUCAUGACGAAUUUGACUCAGAUUUCCGACUUUUUGGCGGAGAGUGUGUUGAAGAUCGGGGGUGGAGAGAAGUUUGUGUUGAUGAGUAAGACGGGGGGAGAGGGGUUGCCGCUCGUUGCGUGGAGGUUGAAGAAUGAGGAGAGUUAUGACGAGUUCGCUAUUGCAAGGGCGUUGAGGUCCAGAGGAUGGAUUGUUCCAGCGUACACCAUGGCUCCUCACGCCGAGAAGCUUAAGCUGCUCCGCGUUGUCGUCCGUGAAGACUUCAGCAGGCACCGCUGCGAGACACUUAUUCGCGACCUCAACGCUGUGAUGAAACAGCUCGACGACACCCCGAAAGACGUGCUCGCCCACGCCGCCAAGGUCCACGAGGCGAAGAAGAAGGAGAUGCACCCCUCGCAGAAGCAGAAGCACGUCGAGAAACAUUCGCUCCAGGGCAAGCACGGCAAGACGCACGGGAUUUGCUGAACGGCUCCGGUAUACAGCAAAAGGCGCGGCUUUAUUUCUAUCACUGGUCGUCGUGGAUGAUUCGUAUAAAGGACGAAGGCCGGACUGGACUUUUUGUCAUUCAUGUUUCACGAACGUGUUACGAUAGCUUUAUGGUGGGAACAUUGAGGGAAAGAAGAAACUCGAAGGGAGAAGUUUUGCUUGCAUUGUUUUUGUACUGUAUCCCGUACGCGUUGUCCAGAUGUUGUCAGAUUGUACGUGCAUUUUGAAGUCGCCGAAUCGAUGUACGCGUUGUUGCU
This is a messenger RNA of Stereum hirsutum FP-91666 SS1, 1850 nucleotides long. RefSeq names its product glutamate decarboxylase. Lineage: Eukaryota; Fungi; Basidiomycota; Agaricomycetes; Russulales; Stereaceae. Bases 46 to 1572 code for a protein of 508 amino acids. Gene Ontology annotation, biological process: L-glutamate catabolic process. Gene Ontology annotation, cellular component: cytosol. Gene Ontology annotation, molecular function: glutamate decarboxylase activity; pyridoxal phosphate binding. The record is from RefSeq and is a predicted model, not a curated record. The transcript is spliced from 13 exons.